Tinamus guttatus (white-throated tinamou) is the source of this 469-nucleotide messenger RNA. The record is from RefSeq and is a predicted model, not a curated record. Lineage: Eukaryota; Metazoa; Chordata; Aves; Tinamiformes; Tinamidae.
GGGCAGCAGGCGAGCCCCUUCGUGCUGCGCGCGCGGCGCGCCCUCGACAAGGGCGGCCUGCCCUGGCACCUGCGCUACCUGGGCCAGCCCGAGAUCGGCGACAAGAGCCGCCACGCGCUUGUGCGCAACUGCGUCGACAUCGCCACCUCCGACAACCUCACCGACUUCCUCGUCGAGAUGGGCUUCCGCAUGGACCACGAGUUCGUGGCCAAGGGGCACGUGUUCCGCAAGGGCAUCAUGAAGAUCGUCGUGUACAAGAUCUUCCGCAUCCUCAUGCCGGGCAACACCGACAGCAUCGAGCCCCUGUCGCUCUCCUACCUUGUGGAGCUCAACGUGGUGGCGCCAGCGGGGCAGGACGUCGUUUCCGAUGACAUGAGGAACUUUGCUGAGCAACUGAAGCCUUUAGUUCACCUGGAGAAAAUUGACCCCAAAAGGCUAAUGUGAUUGAGAAACCAGGCAAUUAAGGCAU